Molecule: messenger RNA, 1467 nt
Organism: Pelecanus crispus (Dalmatian pelican)
Lineage: Eukaryota; Metazoa; Chordata; Aves; Pelecaniformes; Pelecanidae
Source: RefSeq, a predicted model, not a curated record
AUGCCAAAGCUGAGGGUCUGGGUCGAAGUUGUCAUCAGAGCGUGCAAGGGCAGCCCUGCCCGGUUUGCACAGCCCCUGGGUGACACAGGGACGGUCACGGCAGCGGGGCCGCGGCGAGAGCACCCCCAGCUCAGCCUGCUGCGGGGCACCGGCAUCUUGCAGGGCGGAGAGGAAACGGACCUGAUGGCAGAGCCCGAGCCCCCUCCAGAGCUGCAGCUGGAUGAAGCCGGAGCAUCCUCAGUCCCGCAGGGAGCGGCCGCAGGUGCCGCUCCGCACCCGGACCUUUCGCGCAGCCCGUUAGACCCAGCUGUGGGUGUGGGGGUGACACCCCUGCACGGGGGCAGCCCAGACACCUGCCGGGAGCUGCAGGCAGACGGCGGGGAUGCUUCCUUGGAGCUAAACGUGCCAGGGCCCCAGCUGGACAAGGAUGCAGCUGGGGCCGGGAUCCCGCUGGACGUGGAUGUGGCAGGAAUCCCGCUGGAUGUAGAUACAGAGGGAGAAGGGAUCCCACUGGACGUGGAUGGAGGUGGGACGGGCAUCUCGCUGGACGUGGAUGCAGAUGGAGUAGAGAUCCCACUGGAUGUAGACGGGGCAGGGAUCCCACUGGACAUGGAUAGAGGCGGGACAGGGAUCCCGCUGGACGUGGAUGCAGAUGGAGUAGAGAUCCCGCUGUACAUGGACACAGAUGGAGCAGGGAUACCCGCCGAUGCAGAUGGGGCAGGGAUCCCGCUGGAUAUGGAUGCAGAGGGGGCAGGCAGCCCCCUGGACGUGAAUGGCGCGGAACAUCAGUGCCUCACCCUCGAAGAGCUGGGGGACUAUUUCCAGGAGUGCAUCGAAGCCGUUGAGCAGCUGGAGAAAGAGAGAGACAGGCUGAUCGCCGAGCUCGCCCAGCUCCGGGAGCCGGCGCUGCAGGAGAUCCGCCAUGCCCACGAGGAGAUCCAGGCAGCCUGCCGGCUGCUGGCCAAGGUGGAGCUGGAGAGGGACAACCUGAAGGAUGAGAUCCGGCAGAUCAAGCAGAAGCUGUUCAAGGGGGGAGGUGAGCCGGCACCGCCGUGUCGGCAGGAUAACCUGUACCUGCAGGAGAGCCGCCGGCUCUCCAUGGAGUUCGAGAGCUUCGUGGCGGAGAGCCGGCGGGGUCUGGGGGAGCACUAUGAGCCCCAGCUGCUCCUGCGGCCCUUGCAGGGGGAGGUGAGCCGGCUGCGGCUGCAGAACCGGAGCCUGGAGGAGCAAAUCGUCCUCGUCAAGCAGAAGCGGGAUGAAGAGGUCGGGCAGUACCGGGAACAGGUUGAGGAGCUGGAAGACAGGCUGAAGGAGCUGAAGAACGGGGUCCAGCUCCAGCAGCGCAAGAAUCAGGAACUGGAGGAGCUGAGGACCAGCCUUCACCGGGAGCUCUCCAUCUACAAGAGCUGCUUAGAAAUCUACGGCCACCUUUGCAAAUCAGAAGAAAAAGCAGACCAAGACUGUUAG